Messenger RNA from Ostreococcus lucimarinus CCE9901, 3229 nucleotides. RefSeq lists its product with no specific name. The transcript has a single exon. NCBI's taxonomy places the organism in Eukaryota, Viridiplantae, Chlorophyta, Mamiellophyceae, Mamiellales, Bathycoccaceae. Gene Ontology annotation, cellular component: cytosol; nuclear envelope. The coding region runs from base 134 to 3229 and encodes 1031 amino acids. Gene Ontology annotation, molecular function: small GTPase binding. Gene Ontology annotation, biological process: protein import into nucleus. The record is from RefSeq and is a predicted model, not a curated record.
UCCACGGCGCGUGCGCGUCCGCGCGCGCGCAUCGCGACGCUCGGGACGAUCGGUCGCGUUCGCGAGCGCGUUCGCGAGCGCGCGCGGGGCGCGAUUCGGUCGAGGCGCGACGCGAACGCUUCGGGACGUCGACAUGCGGGCGGAUGAAGUCGCGCGGUGCCUGGCCGAGACGCUCUCGCCCGACGCCGUCGCGCGCGCCGAGGCGCAGCGCGCGAUCGAGCGCAUGGGAGGCGAACCGGGGUUCGCGGAGACGCUGGCGUCGAUCGCGCUGCGCGGCGUCGAGGGCGCGGUGGUGGACAUCAGCACGAGACAGCUGAGCGCGGUGCUGCUGAAGAAACACGUGCGAGAACACUGGAACGCGCUGGAUGAAAGGUUCGUCGCGCCGGAAUUGACGGAAGCGGAGAAGCAAGGGUUGAAAACAGUGCUCCCGAAGGGACUGGCGGAUGAGUCGAGCAAGAUGCGCACGGCGUUCGCGGCGGGGAUCGCGCAGGCGGCGGCGAGCGACGGCGCGAUUUGGGACGAGCUGACGACGACGUUGGUGGAAGGAAUACGAGCGAAACGAUCGAGGUCGGAGGUUUUGGGGUGCUUGAAGUGUUAUGAGAUUAUUGCGGGGGAGAUUGACGCGAAGGAUGUCGCCACGGUGGGGCCGACGUUGUUUCCAGAGUUGUUGACGCUGGCGAGGCACGGAGAGGACGGCGCGCUACGGAGGCGAGCGGAAACGGCGUUUUCGUCGACAGUGAGCGCGUUGACCACGCUCACGGGGACGGAGCAAAAGGAAAUGCGAGACAUGUUGUUACCGUAUUUGCCCACGUGGUUGGAGACCGUAGCGAUCGCGUUGGAGGGAAUGCCGAAUCCGAACAAUUUCGACGCGUUGGCUUCGACCAUGGCGGCGCUCACGAGUCUCGCGCUCGCGGUGCAGUACUUUACCAAGCCCGCGGGCGAGGCGCUGAUGCCGGCUUUAUCCCGUGGGGCGAUAAUGUUUCACACCAUAGCGCCAGUUUGGGCGAAAUACUCAGAGGAGACGGAUCACUUGGAUCCGGGCAUGGAUAGCGACGGCGACACGGUGAGUUUCGAGGCGGUGGUCACAGAACUCCUGGAGCUCGUCAUCAACAUCGCGGAGCAGCCUAAGUUGAAUAAGCUGCUCGAGCCGAAUUUAGCGGAUACGUUGUACGUCACGAUGGGUUACAUGACGAUGAGCUCAUCGCAAGAGGAGAUGUGGAUGGAUGAUCCGAACCAGUUCGUCGCGGACGAGGACGACGAUUUCGGCAAUGUGCGUGCCGCGUGCGGUCUCAUGCUUGAUUCUCUCGGAGAAAGAUUCGGCGUAAAGGCGGUCGCUGCGCUCUGGAACGCAUCAAAUAGACGAUUGGCGGAGUCCAUAUCGGCGCAACAAACCGGUGACUCGAUGUGGUGGCGACCGCGAGAAGCGGCGCUCCUCGCCGUGGGCACGAUGAACGAGGUCGUCUUGUCGAGCCUGGAGCGCGCGCAAGAAAAGGGCAAACCCGCACCUUUCGACAUCGCCGCUUUCAUGAAAACGGUGAUUGAGAACGAUUUGCACGAGAGCACGGCGGCGUCGGCGCCGUUCUUGCGUGGCCGAGCGUUGUGGGUCACGGCUCGCCUAUCGAGCGGCGUGCCGACGGAGAUGGCGGAUGCCAUUCUCAGAGCUUCGGUAAGUUCGCUGGCGCCCGGUUUAGCGCCACCACUGCGUAUUGGUGCGUGCCGCGCGAUCGCUGAGUUUUUACCGAUCGCGAAGAAGGAAGUGACGACUCCGUACAUUGGUGAAAUUUACAAAGGCUUGGGCAAUUUGCUCGUCGACGCCGGCGAAGAGACUCUGCAUCUCAUUUUAGAAGCCAUGCUCGUGCUCAUUAAGGCUGACUCCGACGCUGCAGCGGCGUGGUUGAGCGCACUCGCGCCGGCGGUGGUGAAAAUAUGGGCGGAGUACGUCCGAGAUCCCUUGGUGAGCGCAGAUACCACCGAGGUGUUUGAGGCGCUCGCGGAGAUUCCUGCGUGCCAGGCGCAGUUGCACACCAUGCUCGUGCCGACGCUUUCGCACAUACUCGCAUCGCCGAGCGAACAACCUGAAAUGUUAGUGGAGGCGACGCUCGAUCUAUUGACAAUCAUUCUUCGCCCGGCGUCGCCUGAGACGGCCAAGGCUACGCACGACGUGUGCUUCAAGUACGUGUGCGGUCUCAUCAUGCAGAGCGACGACGCCGGCGUGAUGCAGGGUGCGUCCGAGACGUUACGCGCAUUUCUUCGCGCGGGAAAAGAGAACAUGCUCGAGUGGGGUAGUGGUGACCCGACCGUGGGCGGUGGCGACGUGUUGCGCGCGAUGUUUGAAGCCGCGUCGCGCUUGUUGGAUCCAAAUUUGGAGGACAGCGCAAGUCUGUACGCGGCACCUUUGCUGUGUCAAAUGCUUCGUCGUUUGCCGACCAAGGUGGGCCCGGUGCUUCGCGAUAUCACGGCUGCGGUCGUGGCGCGCUUGCGCUCUUCAAAGCAGCCCAAUCUGUCGGCGUCGUUGUUGACGGUGUUCGCGCGCAUCGUGCACGUGGACGCCAACGCGUUCAUCGAGCUCUUGAUGUCGCUUCCGAGCGGCGGUGACGAGCCGAACGCGUUCGAUUUCGUCAUGCGACAGUGGUCAGAGAAGCAAUGCGAUGUACACGGUUCGUUUGACAUCAAGUUGACCACGACCGCGCUCGGUUUGCUUCUCAACACGCAGAGUCCAGCGUUGCACGCCGUCGUCGUCAAGGGCCAGCUCGUGGAGACGCCCGCGGAGAGCGGCCGCAUUCGCACGCGCGCGCGCGCUCAAGCCAACGGCCCAGAAGUCUGGACCCAAAUCCCACUCUCCGCCAAAAUAGUCGAACUCUUAGCCGACGUCCUCAUCGAGUACGCCGAAGGCAUGGCCGGCGCCGAAGACGACGAAGACGAAUGGGAGGAGGAGCGCGACGACGACGAAGACGACCCCGACGACGCCGCAGACGACGACGACUUCACCGGCGAGGAAAAGGAAUUCACCGGCGACUUAUUCGAGCGUCUUCUCAUGCGCGGCGGUCUCGACGCGUUCGAUCCCGACGACGCCGACGAGGCCGAGGAUCCCGUGAACGACAUCGACGUUCGCGCCUUCGUCGUCGGCGGCUUUCGCGCGCUCCACGCAUCCGGCGUCCUCGCCCCGCUCGCGCAGUCCAUCGCCACCAGGCACCAGCGCGCCAUUCACGACGCGCUCACGCAUCAGUAA